CUCACUGCGUGCAUCUUUGCUAUUCCCUCAAUUAUUCACCAGACAUCCGUCUGGGGAAUUGCUUGAGUCAUUUCAAAAGCUUAAGCAAUGUACUCAGCCUUCACUAUGCGUCAUAUCCUGUCCAUAGUCCUGCUGGUCGCAUCGGUCGCCCUGGUAUCCGCCGUCCCCGCAGGCUCCAGCAUCACUCCACCGCCGCCGAUCGAGCCCGUCCACAUCCUGUCCUCUCAGCCACCAGAUACCCGGAGGCCAUGGAUUCGAUUUCGAGACUGGGUGAUUGAGUCCCUCUGGAGUAUCCCGAAGUCGACCAGCAGUCCAUUGCGCGGACACCCUCCGCCAGCCCGGGCCCUGGCGCGUUAUGGCAGCGAUGUGGUUCUGCGGUUCACUCUGCGCAACGAAGAGCAAGCGGAAGCGCUCGCUCAAGCGGCCGAUAUCUUGUUCCUUGAUGUCUGGGCAUCCACCCCUCAAUUCGUGGAUGUCCGCUUGGCCCAGGGAGUGAUCCCCUCACUUCUCGGCCUUUUACCCCAAUCCCUCCACACUGCCUACACCCCCUUGAUAGACGAUCUCGCAGACAUGAUUUACGCCUCCUACCCGAGUCGCAGACGGGUCGGGCUGGAUGGACAAUCGGGUCAUAUCCCAUCCGGGCGUCAAGCAACGCAGCUCGGCGACGUCUUUUUCCACGAAUACCAGCCCCUCGGCGUGAUUGUGCCGUGGAUGCGGUUGAUGGCAUCUAUGUUCCCCUCCCACGCGCGGAUGACCAGCGUGGGUGUAUCCUACGAGGGCCGAGAAAUCCCUGCAUUACGACUUGGUGUCCGCAGCGAUGGUGGCCAGAGCUCGACGCCUCGCAAAACCAUUCUCCUCGUUGGCGGGAGCCAUGCUCGCGAAUGGAUCAGCACCUCGACCGUGAAUUACGUCGCGUAUAAUAUGAUCACCAAGUACGGUCAAUCGAAGGCGGUCACCCGCCUGCUGGAGGACUUUGACUGGGUAUUGGUUCCGACGCUCAAUCCCGACGGAUAUGUCUACACGUGGGAGACGGAUCGACUGUGGCGCAAGAACCGACAACAGACCAGUCUCCGGUUCUGUCCUGGACUGGAUCUUGAUCGCACGUGGGAUUUCGAAUGGGACGGCGAGCGGACCCGCUCCAAUCCGUGCUCCGAGAACUAUGCGGGCGACGAGCCGUUCGAGGGCGUGGAGGCACAGCAGCUGGCGCAGUGGGCUCGCAACGAAACCGAGAACAACAACGCCCAGAUCGUCAGCUUUGUGGAUCUGCACUCAUACUCGCAGCAGAUCUUGUAUCCGUUUUCGUAUUCGUGCUCAUCCGUCCCGCCUACUUUGGAGAGUUUGGAAGAGCUCGGUCUGGGCCUGGCCAAGGUCAUUCGAUAUACCACGCAUGAGAUUUAUGAUGUCUCGUCGGCGUGUGAAGGCACGGUCACGGCGCGGACUCCCAACGACCAACGCUUUUUCCCCAUCGGUGGGUCUUCGGGCGGCAGUGCUUUGGACUGGUUCUACCACCAGCUGCACGCGACAUACUCGUAUCAGAUUAAGCUUCGGGACCGCGGCAGCUACGGGUUUUUGCUCCCAUCCGAGCACAUCAUCCCCACGGGCCGAGAGAUCUAUCAUGUUGCUUUGAAGUUGGGGUCUUUCCUUCUGAAGGAGAACGCGUUUGACGUUGACUGGGAGGCUGAAAUGGCGGACACCGGAGUGUACGCCUCGACGACGGACAAUUCCGCGCGUGUUGACAACAACGUCCCUCCAGUAACCGAGGCGGAGAUCAAAGCCCAGAACAGCGUCCCACUCGACCCUGAGGACUGGGAGGAAGUGGACUGGGAGGAAGUGGACUGGGAGGAGGAACAUUCGCUCGAGUUCCGUCGGUGAUGGGGAUGUCGAUUCUAAAAGUCAGCACCUACGAUGUGAUUCCUUCUCCACCUUCGAUAAUACCGCUCUCUCCUGAUGGUUUGGCCGAUAAUUCUAUGACUAAUGAUGUGUGUUUUGGCACCGGUGUAUAUGUUUAUCUUUUGGUACAAUUCAUGACUGUUGAUAUUUGACCGAUCUGACUUCGAUCGGGACCUCCCACCAUUGUAACUGCUCCGCUGGGC
Messenger RNA from Aspergillus homomorphus CBS 101889, 2093 nucleotides. Its product is annotated as M14 family metallopeptidase. Gene Ontology annotation, biological process: proteolysis. The transcript is spliced from 2 exons. Bases 106 to 1872 code for a protein of 588 amino acids. Lineage: Eukaryota; Fungi; Ascomycota; Eurotiomycetes; Eurotiales; Aspergillaceae. The record is from RefSeq and is a predicted model, not a curated record. Gene Ontology annotation, molecular function: zinc ion binding; metallocarboxypeptidase activity.